GUAAGAAAUAUGAUGACACUUUACUCCUCAUCGCAAAUUCGUACAGCCGCUGGAUUGUUUUUUUUAUGUUAAUUAUAAUAAUAUUUGUGUAAUUUCGAUUUAUGUAUGUAUAAAACUCAUCUGUAUAAAUUGUACAAAAAAAAAUAUUGAAUUUUAUUAGAUAUUACAGAAAAUUGAAGAAAUUCAUUAAAAGUUUACAGUAAAAAUCGUUCAAUAUAUCUCUAUGUAGUUUUAACAGCAAACCAUGCCUUUCACGAACCUUCAAGGUGGCAACAAUGUUUAUGUUUUUUGUUUAUCUUAUCUUGACAUUCUACAUAGUUGCAACUUUUAGUACCCUUCAUGGUGCAUUUUUUCCAACCUUAUAAAACACACGGACACACAUACACAUACUUAUUAAAGUGACAUAAAAUUUUUGACGUAAUUGUUUGCAAGCUAUUAAAAGCUCGUAAAUAAAACAAAAUAUAUUGUUAAAGUGUUGUCAAACUGCUUAGAACGUGUAUUUAAAGUGAAAUGUUCUAUAAAAAUAAUGGAAUAUAACAAAUUUAAGCACCUAAACAUGCCCAUCUAACAAAACCGGAAAAUUUUUCAUUUCCAUGGAAAAAGGGGUUUAAAAAAAAAGAAAGGUUAAAGAGGAAAAUUGCAAAGAGGAAAAGUGUCCACCAGUCUGCUAGACGAGGAGAGGAGUAAAGCAAGCACUCCCUCGCUUUUUAAGAGAAAUCCACGCAUACUCUUUGCAAAUAACUUCCACAAAAUUGUCAGCGUCUUCCUCAAAAAGAGGAACGGCAGCAGCGAACAAAACUCUUCGGCGUUCAAAUAGCACACAGCUCCACAUUUCAGUCGAGAGUAAACCUUUGCGACGAGAGCAACGUUUCCCACGUAACGUUUCCCCAUGCAAACGGGUGUAGCAAAGUGAAGAAGUCCAAUCUAAAAAUUCCUAAAAUCAUAGUAAAAAGCAAAUAAAAUUCCAAUGAUUUGUAGGAAAAGUGUGAAAGUUGUUUUGUGAAAAUAAAAAAAUAUCUUAUAUAUAAACAACACAAAUAUAGUAUUCAUGUGAUCUUUUUGCAAUUUUUGAAAAAUUUAUCUAAAUAAAUACACACCCACCGUUUGUUGAAUUGGAGACGACGACGAGCUAGAAACAACGCGCGUAUAAGCAAAAAUUGUGCUGUAAAAUAUCAACGGCACGCCACACAAGAUCUCCCCCCAGAAAAUAUCCCAGAAACCCAGUAUCGGCCGCCUAACAUAACGUCUUUUUUUCGUUUUAAUACGUUUACGGGAGGCUUUGCGCAGAAAAUCGAUUUUUUACAUUGAUUAAAACACGCAUACACAUCCGUCGUUACGACGAGACGAAGCAACAACAGGAAUUAUCACAAAACAAGAAGAAGAGCGAAACGUGUGAAACACAGUGAUUAAACGAAAUCAAAAUUAUAUAUCAAUUUGCUGGUGGGAGUAAAAAAAUCGAAUAAAUAUCCUCCCCCACGUCGAAAAAAUAGAAAGAUAAAGCAAUUAUUGAAAAAUUAAUUUUUGCAAUAAAUAGAAUACUUAAAUUUACAACUGUGUGAUUGUGCUUUAAUUUCUGGCAAGAAAAAAAUAUACGAAGUUUUACGUACGGGCAACCAACAGAACAAGAAGAGGCAUUUAGUGAAUACCAAAGGAACAACAACAACAAUUGCAUACCAAAGAAACAAAAAACAAAUCAAGUGCUAAAACGAUUGAAGUGCAAAGGGCAUUUUGAGUCACCCAAGGCUAGUAGCAAUUAUUAAAUAAAAUAAAAUAAAAUAUAUUCCCCUCACAAAGAAAUAUACGAAAAAUUGUUUCGCCCAAAAACAUCAGUGCGUAAACGGAAAUAUAAUUAAAAAAAGUUAAACUAGAAAAAAAAAACACCAAAAGCAAUACACACAAAAAACCUUAAACAUACACUCUCUCCAUCUCACAAACUCUUGGCUCACAACCAUAGAAAAACCACCUAGCAUACAAAACCCCAAAGUGGCAGCCAGAGAGUGCAAGCAAACGAAACCAGAAAAGAGAACAGCGUAGUGAGAGCCAACAAACAAAAAGAGCACAAGUAGGUUCUGCCAGUCAGUAAAUAAUCGAAAGAUAUAAAAAUAUUAAACAAAAACCAUUGUAUAAUUUGUCGCAAGAAAAAAAGAAUAAAUUUUUUUUUUUGGAAAAAUCCAUUUGUGAAGUGAAAUUAUUUUUGUAGCAAAAUUCAUUCAUUGCACCAAAAAGUGAGUCACGUUUCUGUUUUCGAGCCAUAUCAACGCCUGAGACCAAUCCAAAAAAUUUGUCGUUUGAUACUCUCUCAUUCUCUUCUCUCUAUACGUGUUUUUGUGCCCGGCCUGCUGUCGUCACCCACCCCCCAGUCUACUCAUCUAAACGAGUCAUCAGCAGCAGCAAACGACUCUUCUAAAUACACACCAACAACUGCAGCAGCAACAACAACAAUAACAACAAGGAAAUCUUAAACCCCAACAUACUUUUGGUGGUGUUCUCCAAUAAAUAAAUCGCCAGCAGUGGGUAAUCAUUAAGUGGAUUUUAUGUUAGAGUGGCAUUGAAAAUAUCAUUGGAAAGAGAACACAAAAGAAAAUAAAAAAGUGAUUAAAACGACAAAUAUAUAUUCAAGAAUUGUUGAAACCUAAAAAACAAAAGCUACACAAAAAAAGUGUGAAACACGAAAAACCUCAAGCGAAUAAACAAAUGUCCAGUGAUUCACAAAUCAAAAAGUACUAAAAUUUCACACACACACACACUCACACACACUAAGUAAAGCCAGCUACUCCUUGUAACGUUUGUGCUAUUAUUGUUGAUUAGAUAUUAUCAAGGAUCGGCAAUCUUGAAAUCGUGAAAGACAAAAGUCAAGACGGAGGUGCGUAACUUCAUAAAAUUUCCUACCUAACCGGCCAUCACUACCAGUAGUUAAGGACUACCACCACAGCAACAACAAAAACAAACGGCAGCAUCAUGACAAAAGACAGAUUAGCCGCUUUACAUGCCGCUCAGUCGGACGAUGAGGAAACCGAGGAGGUGGCCGUCAAUGUGGACGCCACCCAUGACUCGUACAUGGACGAUUUCUUUGCUCAAGUCGAGGAGAUACGCAACAUGAUAGACAAAGUCCAAGAAAAUGUCGAAGAGGUGAAGAAAAAACACUCAGCCAUCCUUUCGGCACCCCAGUCCGACGAGAAGACCAAGCAGGAGCUCGAGGAUCUCAUGGCCGACAUUAAAAAGAAUGCCAAUCGUGUGCGUGGCAAGCUAAAAGGCAUCGAGCAAAACAUCGAACAGGAGGAGCAACAGAAUAAAUCAUCGGCCGAUUUGCGUAUACGCAAGACCCAGCAUUCCACGUUGUCACGAAAAUUCGUCGAAGUGAUGACCGAAUACAAUCGCACACAGACCGACUACCGUGAGCGUUGCAAGGGCAGAAUACAACGUCAAUUGGAAAUCACCGGCCGUGCCACCACCAACGAUGAACUCGAAGAUAUGUUGGAACAGGGCAAUCCGGCCGUCUUCACGCAGGGCAUCAUCAUGGAAACGCAACAGGCCAAACAGACACUGGCCGACAUUGAGGCCCGUCACGCCGACAUCAUGAAAUUGGAGACAUCGAUCAAAGAAUUGCACGACAUGUUCAUGGAUAUGGCUAUGUUGGUGGAGUCGCAGGGCGAAAUGAUUGAUCGCAUUGAGUAUCAUGUGGAGCACGCUAUGGACUACGUGCAGACAGCAACUCAGGAUACAAAGAAAGCUUUGAAAUAUCAAAGUAAAGCUCGACGAAAGAAGAUUAUGAUUCUGCUUUGCUUGACUGUGUUGGGUAUCAUAGUUGCUGCAUAUGUUAGCAGUUAUUUCAUCAUGAUGUCGAAAUAACAGUCACCAGUCACAUAAAGUCAAAUCAAAUCAAAAAAAUUGUAUAUGUCUCUGCUACAACAGAGUUGUAAUUGACCCAAUUCCCAAAAAUAAAUUAAACGAUCUGUUUUCAUUUUCCAUUUUGUGUUUUGUCCGGUAUUUUGUCCUUACAAAAACAUGUUGUAGCACUUAUGUACCUUUCACAAUCAAUAUCAGAAAUUUUGCUGGAUCAUUUGUCUUGACAUUAUUCUUGGGGAUCCAGUCAUGCUCGUUGCUCAUUCAACUCAGUUUAAAUUUUUUUUUCGUUCCCUUUUUGUUUUUCAACAAUUUGUCACUUAAAUGCAAGCGAGAAUGCAGCACUUUUUCUAUACUAUAAUAUUUCUACAAAGAAAAGCAACACUCAUCGCAAUUUGCCCAGUUCUGUCUGAGAAUGUUUGAACACCGACAAGUGUGUGUCCCGUUUUCCUUUGGAUUCCUUUUGUUACUCAACGCAUCCUUUACACUUUUAGCCACAAAACUGCACAACAGAAUGACUCGUAACACCACCGCUUUCGAGACCAUAGCCACAACAACAUUAACGAUUUGUGUGAUAAUUCACAACAACAUGAACAAAAAAAAAAGAGUAAAGAGAAACAAAGUAAUCGCACAUUGUACACGCUCCAUUUGUUUGUCUUGUAACAACUGUCCUUUGUCAAGGAUAACAUUUGUCCAAUGCCAUAUUCGAGCCCCUCGACACCAUACCCUCUCACAUACACCCGCAUAUAACAUACAACAGCCUUCACCUGCCUCCACCCUUGACUAAACAACACCAAAAUGCCAAACCAAGAACUACCACUAACACCAACAGCAGGCAUCCGAAGGAUUUGAACAUAUCCCUGCCACAGCCACACUGUAUAACAAACACUCACUCCAUGUACCCCCCCACCCCCCCCAAAGAACAAAACACGAAUCGCUACUCAACCACUCUACUUUGUCUUGUAACAAUAAAUCUGGAAAGGAGCAAACUUAAAUUGCUUCAAUGCGAUUCAUACAAACGGGUGCAAUGAUUACAGAAACGAAAAACAAACAAAAAAAAAAGAGAUUUGAAAUAACGCCACCAACAUGGCUUAGCCAAACUCCAAAAUGUGCAUGAUGAACGCCUCUCCCCCAAAGCAUUGUCGAUGCAUCCAGCAAAGCCAUGCCCUCGCCACAGCGCAUUACUUAAACUUCGACUUCCAUAAGCAUUUCUACAAUUUCUACUAACAACAUCCGACUAGAACUACAGACGACCAUCAAACGAGACUAACAACAAUUUUCCGAAGCCUCUAACUCUACUUUUACUAAUUCUACUAACUUUAUUGCAUACACUCUAUGUAAUCCUUGGUUGAAUCGAGUUCCUGGGAUUUUUAUUUCCAAAGCAGCUACCAGCAAGGUAACAUAACUAAGAAGGCCAAGUUAAAGGCAAUAAAUGAGAAAGCUGUAGAGGGAAAGAGACAGGAGGAGUGCCACGCAAAACGAAACGGACAUUCAAUCCAAUUUGUAAAAGUUCAACGAAAGUGGUGUUUCGAGCUGAAUUACCUUACCAUUGCCGAAAUCUUGAUAUUCUCUUGCUUGUAUUGUGAGCAAGAAAUUUCAAUUAAAAUUAACUUUCCAAUUUAAA
Molecule: messenger RNA, 5467 nt
Organism: Stomoxys calcitrans (stable fly)
Lineage: Eukaryota; Metazoa; Arthropoda; Insecta; Diptera; Muscidae
Gene: Syx1A
Product: syntaxin-1A
Exons: 3
Coding region: 2959-3849 (296 amino acids)
Biological process (GO): synaptic vesicle fusion to presynaptic active zone membrane; intracellular protein transport; exocytosis
Cellular component (GO): plasma membrane; presynaptic active zone membrane; endomembrane system
Molecular function (GO): SNAP receptor activity; SNARE binding
Source: RefSeq, a predicted model, not a curated record